This is a messenger RNA of Emericellopsis cladophorae, 393 nucleotides long. RefSeq lists its product as uncharacterized. The transcript is spliced from 3 exons. Bases 1 to 393 code for a protein of 130 amino acids. The record is from RefSeq and is a predicted model, not a curated record. NCBI's taxonomy places the organism in Eukaryota, Fungi, Ascomycota, Sordariomycetes, Hypocreales, Bionectriaceae.
AUGGCCUCCCGUAUCGCCUCCCGUCGUUUCCUCUCGACGACCGCCCGUGCGUUCCAGGACCACUCCAAGCAGGAGCUCAAGAAGGACUCCAAGCGCAAUCCCGAGACCCUUGUCCUCGGUGCUGUCAUGGUCGCUGCUCUCGGCGGCGCUGGCUUCUACUUUGGCCGCUCGCCUACGACUUCGACCUCCGAGACCCCCGUCUCCAUCGCCAAGGGCGGCAUGCCCUGGGAGGGCAACGGUACCGGCAAAUACCAGUACCACCCCGGUGGUGAUGCCACCCAGCCUCCCCGCGACGCGCCGUCCGCCCUCAACACCGUGGUUGUCCCCAACGUAACCCUGCCCAGGGAGUUGCACGACAAGUUCAACAAGUGGGGCAAGGACGGCUACCCCUAA